Molecule: messenger RNA, 8406 nt
Organism: Debaryomyces tyrocola
Lineage: Eukaryota; Fungi; Ascomycota; Pichiomycetes; Serinales; Debaryomycetaceae
Source: the annotation of a GenBank genome assembly
AUGAUAGAGAUCCCCGAUUUAGAUGAGCUGUCUCCUUACCAGUAUGCGCUAGAUCAAUCUCAGGUGCAAAGAUCACAACAGCCACAACAACAACAACAAGCUCAUCACAUCCGCAACAUAAGUGAUAUUACCGGUGAUUAUCGUAGGAACACAGAAGACGAAUCUACCGAUAAUGUAUCCUCAGGAAUUAAAAAAUAUGCGUUGUAUGAAUCUCUGAAAGGUUCAAUGCCAGAUCAAGAAGAUGAAAAUUCAGAAGACCCACAUAUUCAAGACGAAAAUAGCCAGCAAUUUCGUCAAUUUCAAUAUCGGAAUGAAGCAUAUGGAGUUGGAGAUAGUGAUGUGCAUGCUCCACCAGUACCGAAUGCAAUUGUUUCAAGUAUCGAUAAUCUCUCAUAUGUGCCGGGUUUGAAUUCGUUGGCAUCGUUAGCAUUGUCCGAGGAAUCGAACGAUACUAAUACACAAAUAAUUGAAUACAAUACCGCUCAGCCGUUGUUUAUGAACCAAAUUAAUAUGACAGGUGCACCGACAAGUGAUACACCAAGAGUGCAUGUUGUUGAACAACAUAAUUCUGGCCAAGAGACUUUCAAAUUACAAGAUCCGCCAUUAAUUCACGACAAAUACAGCUUGAAAAAUGCAGAAAAUGAUCAAGAAGAAGACAAACUAGGAGAGUUAGAAUACAUUAAAAAGGGAGAUGCAAGCAAUUCUAAUUUAUCGUUAUCCCAACAAUUAGCAUCGCCCAUGUCCCAAUUCCCAAUUCAUGAUUAUACAAAGGAGUCACCACAGCUUCCACCACCAUUGUCAACUAUUACCAAUAAAAGGCUAACAUUAUCGAAUGGCGAAGAACUCAGUUAUAUGCGUAAGGAAUUAGCAACCUACCUGAAAACACCAGCGGAGUAUACAUUGCACAUAGUUUUCACUCAAUUCGUUCGCCAUGCUGAACGAAAAUUAAACUUGUGCCUUGAUUAUCCUUUGACGGAAGAGCCACCGGUAGUUGAAAUAUUGGCUGAAGGGGUAGAUCCCCAAUUUGAUAAAAUUGUAGCCUCUUUAGGUUACAUUGCGAGGAGAAAACCCAAACCUGUUAUUGAUAGUGUAAUGUUUUGGAGAAAAUCGAAAAGUGAAGUAGCUUCUAUGGCAGCGUCAGAAGUAGAAAAGAUUUUAUCUACUGCAAAAUCAAAUUUAUCUAAGGCACAGCAUAAUGAUAGCAUCUCCACAUCCAAUCCAGUUAUUAAUAAGAAUUCAAAUACGGGAAAUAAAGCUAAAAGAAGUUUAAGCUUAAUGAGAACAAAAAGUAUAUCUAAAAUGACAGGACAUUCUCGUAAUCAAUCUACAUCGUCGACAAUGUCUAACCAAACAACAUUGAAAUCGCCAGGCCUUACUCAAAGGAAGCUGCUUGAAUCUGUGCGUUUUAAACAAAGAAAUAUAUACGAUGACCAAAUAACUCAAGCACGAGAAACUGCUAUACAAGCUGAUCGUAAAUCAUUGGCUCUGAUUUAUAUAUUAUGCCGUGUUUUGAUUGAAGUUGUUAAACAAGCAUCUCCGGAAGUUAUGGGUAAUGACCUUGGUGAUAAAUUAGAAGAAAUCGUAUUUACUCAGUUGAAAACAACUGAUCCAACUAGUAAGAAUGAAUCUUUAGUAAGAUCUUCAAAUUGGAAUCUAUUUGCUGAAUUACUUGGCUAUAUGUCAGAAAAGAGAUUUCUUAGUGUAAGUGAUAGAUUUAUUGCAAACUUGGAGAGGAUACCACCUAGAAUAAAACAUGAAGAUGAGCCAAAAUUAUAUUUAUUGAUUCAAGGAAUGAGCUAUUUGAAGUUAACUAAUUAUCCUUUAGAGACGUUUGAAGAGAGUGCUGAAUUCAUACAAUCAUUGGCCAAGUUUUUCGAGAAAUCGAAUAAUGAAUCCAUAAUUUUUGCAUACUGCGAAGUGUUAAGCAACUUACUAUUACCUUUAGCGAGUAUAUUAACAGCAGAAACCAAUCAUCCAACAUGGGUCGAGGCGAUUGAAAAGAUAUAUAAUAAGGCUAGUUUCACAUGGAAGAAUGUGAAUAAGCCAAUUAAUUCAAAUAUAAUGGUUAAUAAGCUCAAGCUUAACAGCUCAUAUAAUGUUAUUAAUUUCAAUAAUAGCUGGGCUUAUUCGAUACAUUUGAUGACUUCAGCUUUAUCUGUAUCUCGGAAGGAAUUGUUCUCUGAUACAUGGUUUGAUAUAAUCGAGCAUAACAUGUUUAAAUUAAAACCAAAAGUUGAAACAAGCGACAGGUCUACCUUUAUUGUUUGCGUUGCUAGGUUGGUCUGGGUGUAUAUUUAUCGGUUAAAUGAUACGUUAAACAAUACUAUUAAGAAAUUAGACAACUUAUUCAAUUUGCUAUUUUUUAACAGCAACGCUACUAGUAAGAAACAGCAGUGGUUGGUAGCCGACAAAAAUUUAAUAAAUGCUUUAGUCGAAUUUAUUAGGAUUAUUGGUUUUCAACACUUGAAUUAUGUGUUGGAUAAUGUAUUAACAAAGUUGUUAAAGCUUAGUUUCAACGGAAUAUCGUUAGAAAAUGCAUAUCCAGAGAAGAUUAUAUUGGUAGUUAAAAGUUAUUUAACGAUUUUAGAAGAUUAUGAACAUGGAGAUAAGCCAUGUUUUCCUACAGAUGAUGUUUUCAACUCAUUGUCGGUUAAUCAAAACCAUAAUGCUUCGUCUACACUAAAGGCUGUCAAACUGAGAGAUAAAAGAUUCAAGUCUAAUGAAAUCAUGCUUAUUGCAAAGAAUUCAACUAAUGCUUUUUCUCAUGAAGAGAUAUGUCGAAAUCUUGCUGUACUUUUAAAGCUAUUGGAUGACCAAUACGGCUCCGACAUUUGGUCAUCAGAUAGCAGCUCACUGUCUACACCAUUAUCCUCUAGCUCGAAGUCACAAGCUACGUUUUCUGCAUUCCAUUUUGGGAUUGACUUUUCUUACCAGCCUACGAAAGACUUACAUAUGGAAUUAUUUGCAACAGUAAUAGAAGCCAUACUGUGGACACUUGUACCAUUUAAUGGUGAAAAAUCAUCGGCAUGCGGUUUACCAUUUAAAAAUGUGGUAGAUAUAUUAACCCGUAAUGUUGUUCAUGCAAAUCCUGUUGUGUCGAAAGCGGCUUUAGGAUCCUUAAAGAAAUUAGCGUCCAGAAAAAACCCUAAUAGUCUAAUUACUAUUUUUGCUAAAUUUGCCUUUCAAUUUAGUGAUAAACCAGGACCAAAUUAUAAUUCUGAUUAUUUGAAUUCGUCAGAGUCACACAAAUUAUUGAAAGUGUAUGUAGAUUUACUCAGUUGUUGGUUAAAACAAUUUAAUAAAAUUGAAGAGGACGAAGCAAGUAAGAAAUCAUCGAAUCCAUUGGCACAAGAUGACGAAUUGAUGAACAAAGACGUUUUGAAUGAUUUAUAUCAGAUCAACUAUAAAUCUGAGGAUUUGUCAAACUCUAACGUUGUUAAAGCUAAGCGGAGCGAUGAGCUAGAGUGGAAAACAAUUAUCACAGUUAUUGAAGAGAUUGAAGGAAAUGGACUAUUUUUCCUUUGUUCACAAGACCCACAAACAAGGCACUAUGGUAUUUCUAUCUUGAAAUUGGUGGAGCAAUUCGAUCAGGCAAUUUACAAUAUGUCUGAUACUGUUCAAAAGCAAAAUGAACCUGCCGGUGCCACAAGUAACACUAAUUUUGGACUGAGCAAAGGCCAUUCAAGAAGUUCCUCUAAGUUUGCAGCUGAUGUGGGUACACGGUUGAUUCAUGUAUUGGAAGAUACGGAUUUCUUGGGGCUAAUAAAACCCUUCAAGAAUGAACUCAGUAUGCCAGAACGAAGUCGUCUAACAAAAUUAAAAAAUAAAAAGAACAUAUUAGUGAAAUUAGCUGAAUCAGAUUAUGGAAUAGACUCCACUUUGUGGUUUAGACUUUAUCCUAAAUUAUUGGAUAUCUUUUUUGAAAGAUGUCCUAUGCCUGUUGCGAUGUGCCGUUCCAUAGUCUGCGUUCGAAUGGUUCAGAUGUAUGAAUUCGUAUUCGAGUUUUCAGAAAGUUACAAAAAUUAUACAAGCUCAUUAUUUGGGAAAUCUAGUACAAACAUCCCUCCUGAAGUAUUAGUAAAUCAAUGGAGACUUUAUUUAAUAUUUGCAUGUUGCUCUUUGACUUCAACAAAUGAACAGAAAAUAUCGUUUCCCUCUCAACCAACCCACGGCAGAAAGAAAUCAAUGCAAAUGUUUAUUCAGCACCAGAAGAUUACUAGUGCUAAAUCAGUGUUCAGGAUGGUUUUGCCAUUUUUAAGAUCACAACAACCGAUGGUUAGAGAUGCUGUGAUUUCAGGGUUGACUUGUAUUAAUAUAAAUAUUUUCAAGACGUUAUUGGAAAAUCUUCCUGAAAGUGUGAAUGAAUGGGAUAUAAAUAGCAAAGUAAGGGAUGCAGCAGAAGACCGCUUGAGAAUUGAAGUUAUUCACAUUUUAUGUAAUAUUACCAAUCGGUUCAAAUCGGAUGUGUUCAUUUACUCAGAUGAGUGGAUGAUUGCUAAUCUAGUUUCAAUUAUAAAGAAUGUUAAAUCAUUUUUGUCUGUUCCUUUAGUACAAACUGACGUCGAAUUUCAAAGGUUACGUCGUUAUUUUUGUGGAUUUUUAGAAAAUGUAUUUAUUGGACUACAAGAUAAUUCAGAUUUGGAUAAAUGGUUACCAUUUGAAGCCAGAAUAGGUUGCUUCAAUUUUUUAAAGGAGUGGUGCGGUGUUGGGGAUUCCGCAGACGUAACUGAAGAUAGGUAUAACACCAUGAUUAAAAGGGUGAAGCAAUUGAAGGAAACAACUUCAACUGUAGCCAUUCUUGAGGUCGAGAAAAAAGCAUUGCAAUUUGCAUCAUUAAGUACUAUGGCAAUUUUGUGCUCCGGCCCCAUAAAGCAAAAGAUAGAAGUAGUUGGUAAGAUUGCUGUAAUGUCAUUUGAUAUUCCAGAAUUAAUGGAUUGGGUUCGUGCAUUGAUUUGUUCUGAUGAUGAGAAAGUAAAUGAAAUGGGUGAGAUGGCUCUCAAAAAUAUUCUUCAAUUGAACUUGAAUAAUGACGAAGUAUAUCAAAAAGUUAUAAGGCAAUGUUAUUCAGGACAAUCAUCACCUAAGGUAACAGUAAGUUUUUUCACAAUUUUUGUUGAUAUAGUUAUGAAAUUUAAGCAGUUUGAUGGAAUUCCCUUCGAUAUUAUAUGUUUGUCAACAGUAAUGAUUGGACAUGAAGAAUAUGAGGUCAGAUUUUCAGCCAUUAGAUUACUAGUAUUCUUAGAAGAAAAGUUUUAUAAUUCUUCCGUUGUUGAUUCAUUUUCGGAAUGUGUUUGCAGCAAAUCAAAGCUUGUAUAUCAGAAAGCAUUAUUUGACAUUUCAACCCAUUUUGCUUCUUUACAUCCUGAGAGUGCAUACAUUAGAAUCAGUCAUUUAACAAUGUUUUUCGAUGACAUUGAUGACUGGUCCAAAAGAAACACUUUGACUUGUUUGCGGCCAUGGAUUCUGACUAUAGAAUUGAAAUAUACCGAAGAUACACAGGAUUUACCUGAUCAGAAUUCUAAAUCUAAAAGUUUAACCAACGAAUUAGAUAUACCAUCCGUUAUGGUUCUAAAUAAUUUAACCGAAAUAACCGUCAAAUUUAGUUCGUCAGUCCUGAACGAAGUGGAGGCCUUAUGGGUAGCAUUGGGAAGUAAUCUAAAUAACUUCGACAAAAUUUUUGAAUUCAUUAUGAAUAAUUGCUUAGAAAGAAAAAACCCAUUGAUGGUUAAAUUAUCAUGUCAAAUUGUUGAUUAUUUAACGUUCUGUCAGCCGAACCCAGUGUCUAUAGUUGACAAAUUUAUGGAGAACCUACAGCCUAAGGCAAUGGUACCAUCACAACCUCUAACAAACUACUUAACUCCUGUUUCUUCACCAGAAUUUCCUUAUAUUUCAAAUUUAUGGGACAUUAUACCCUAUAAUGAAAAGGAUGCAGUUUUUUCUUCAGGGCAAUUAUCAAUGGUAUUUUUGGUUGACGUUUUCACUAUCCAGAACGAUCGUAUGAUAGAACGUCUCCCUCUUUUAUUGCAUGUGGCUUUUUCUUUAUUGGACCAUUAUUUAAAUAUUGUACAGGAACUGGCAGGCUCUUUGUUAAUUCACUUGAUACAUACAUUGGCACCUAAAGAACCUAAAUCGGCUGAAACAAUUGAAGCACUUAGACAAAGAGACCACUUCAAGUAUCUAUGGGUUUAUGACGAUUUGAACAAUGACAAAAAAGGCGCUAGAACGCCAAAGAAUAUGGAUUUAUUAGCACGCAAUAUCCUAGAGAUUUUGACGCCUGUUGUUCCUACCCUUCAAGAUGAUUGGAGCAGAGUGUCGUUACAUUGGGCAACCACUUGUGCUGUUAGACAUAUUGCGUGUCGUUCAUUUCAAAUAUUCAGAUCUCUACUUUCGUUUUUAGAUCAAGGUAUGCUCAAGGAUAUGUUGCAUCGUUUGUCCAAUACAAUUUCCGAUGAGACAUUGGAUAUACAGGGAUUUGCGAUGCAGAUUCUUAUGACUUUGAAUGCCAUAACUGCUGAAUUAAACUCGGAAAAGCUUAUUGAUUUCCCCCAAUUAUUUUGGUCGAGUGUGGCGUGUUUAAGUACGGUUCACGAACAGGAAUUUGUGGAGGUUUUAUCAACGAUGUCGAAAUUUGUAUCUAAAAUCGAUUUGGAUGCGCCAGAUACUGUAUCUUGCUUGAUUUCAACUUUCCCACCUAAGUGGGAAGGUAAGUUUGAAGGUUUACAACAAAUAGUUAUGGUUGGAUUACGUUCAGCCACUGCAUGGGAAGCCUCAAUGAAAUUCCUUGAUAAAUUAAAUCAUUUGAAAGAUAGUGAGAUUAUCGGCACAGGCGAUUCCAGACUCUUGAUGUCAGUCCUUGCAAACUUACCUCGUUUCUUACAUGCAUUAGACCAAAAGACAAUAAGUAAGGAUAUCGAAGAAACGGCAAAUGUCAUAAGUAAGAUGGCCGAUAACUGUGGUAAACCUGCAUUAGCAAGAAUUUUAGUUUCAUUAUCAAAGAACAGAUUUAGAUCGAAGAAAGAUUUCUUAGUACAAACGGUGUCGUCUAUCAACAACAUAUUUUUCCCUGAAUAUGAAGCUCAGGUAUUGGUUCUACUUUUAGGGUUCUUAUCUAACAGGACACCAUGGAUAAAGCUAGAAACGAUGAACUUGUUGAAGCAUAUUUUCCCAUUAGUUGAUUUAGAAAGAGAUGAAUUUGUGGGUGUUGGCGCAGAUCUAAUUUCUCCAUUAUUAAGACUAUUACUAACCGAUUAUGCAGAACCAGCUUUGGAAGUUUUGGAUGAGGCGGUUAUUAUAUCAGGCUCACAGCUAGAUAAAGAUGUAUUAAGAAUGAGUUUAGGCAAUUCAUCUAUGAAAAAGGAGUAUGAAAAAACUGCUACUUUGUUUGGUAUUCCUGAAGAAAGCGGAUGGGCAGUUCCAAUGCCAGUUGUCACUGCAGCUAGUACUCGUAACAAUGUUCAUGCCGUUUUUUCAACAUGUACUGAAACUACAUAUGUUGAUGAAAAUGACGAAGAAAGUGAUGAUGACGAAAAUAUUCAAUUCCACAUGGAAGAUUAUUAUGCACCUGUUGUUGAUCAUGGAGAUGCUGCUUCAGCAAGUGUAGAGGAACCCGAUGCAUCAUUGAGUAACAUGUGGGCGGCUUUGGAUGAUUUUGAUUCUUUUUUCACAAAGGAUACAGACCAGAACGGCCCAGUGUCAAUAAGUACUCUUGCAGCCGUUCGGGAUUCAUACAACCAUCAUAUUCAUAGUGCUUCGAUUGACACGAAAUAUAGCAAUUCUAGUGAUCCUACAACAUUUAUGGAUUCUGCUCCUCAGGUUUAUGAUAAUAAGGCAUCACUCAUUCUCAAUAGAAGUUUAGCAAGGACUAAAUCUAAUACUUCGUUUAAAAAUAAUUUGGCAGACUCGAUUGGAGCAAGUGAACAUGUCAGUCCCGGCGCAUCGACAAUGUAUAAAAAAUCAUACAUCCCUUUCAGACACAGUAAGCACCCCAUAAAGACAAAAAAUGAAAGUUACGUUACCCCAAAGAUGCCUACAUCAUCAACAUUUGAUCCGGAGUAUACUUUAUCUCCCAAAUCUCCAUCCUUGAGUAAUUCAACUCUUUCGCCUUAUGAAGACGACGCACAAUCCCCAAUUAUUAAAAAUAUGGAAUCUAGUCCCAAUAUCAAUGAAGCACCUACAAGGUUUGAGAAUUUAAUUGGUGGGAGCAAGAGGAAAUCAAAGAAAGCAAAUAGAUUUUCACCAAAUUAUAACAGUGCUACAGCUUCCCCAAAUGUACCUCAUCAUUAUUGGGGUUCCAAUAAGCAUGCUGACGCGAACCUCGUAAGUAACCUGUCUACUCCAUCCAGCUCAACUCAAACAGGCCAACGCUCUACUCAAAAGUCUAAAGACAGGAAAAAAAGGGUCGCUUAA